Molecule: messenger RNA, 576 nt
Organism: Paramuricea clavata
Lineage: Eukaryota; Metazoa; Cnidaria; Anthozoa; Malacalcyonacea; Plexauridae
Source: the annotation of a GenBank genome assembly
AUGAACAACUAUCGACCAAUAUCUUUUAUUUCUGUAGUAGCAAAGAUUUUUGAAAAGUUUACUUUUGAGCAGUUGUAUGAGUAUCUGAACAACAACAAUCUAAUAUCUGCGUCUCAAUCUGGAUUUCGAUCAUUGCACAGUACACUAACUGCCCCAAUAGAAGCCACGGAUAAUCGGUCAAUAAAUAUAGAUAAAGGCCUUCUUAACGGAGUAUUUUUUAUCGAUCUUAAAAAAGCAUUUGAUACUAUUGAUCACACCAUUCUUUUACGGAAGUUACGAAUUUGUGGCGUUGAUGAAAAUGGUAUCAAAUUCUUCGAAUCAUACCUAAGCAACCGCAGUCAAAGAUGUUGCGUCAAUGGUGAGUUAUCUGAAACUGCUAAAAUAACCUGUGGGGUACCACAAGGCAGUAACUUGGGACCUCUAUUGUUCUUAAUAUAUAUAAAUGAUUUGCCUAAUUGUCUCGACAGAGCCUCUCCAAGAAUGUUUGCUCACGACACUAAUAUUAGCAUCGCAGCAAAUUCCGUCACGGAGCUUGAGCAAAUAAUAAACUCCGAAUUGAAAAAUCUUCAUCAAUAG